GGUUAGGCGUUUUGUUUCUCCCUCAGAGGGCAAAUAGGGGACGAGGGGAGCAUGCGCGGGCGCAGGCUUCGACGGCUUGUCCCUCAGGGGUCAGCCUGAACCGCCCCGUGGGGUUGGUGGGUGCGCCGUUCUCUUGUGAGGCGCCGAGCAGUUAGGAACUCUAGUAUUAUUCAUGGCUUUUAUCCUGGCAUUUCUUCCGACAAGCUAGGGGCAGUUUCGUUCCCCUUCUUCCCUUUCAUCCUUACAACAACCCUGCGAGGUGUUGACUGUGCCAUUAUAUCAAAAUUAUGGGAUUAUUUGACAAGCUAGCAGGCUGGCUUGGUCUGAAGAAGAAAGAAGUUCAUGUUCUGUGCCUUGGGUUGGACAAUAGUGGAAAGACAACAAUUAUUAACAAGCUAAAACCAUCUAAUGCUCAAACUCAAGAUAUUGUUCCCACGAUAGGAUUCAGUGUAGAAAAAUUUAAGACAUCUAGUUUGUCAUUCACUGUGUUUGAUAUGUCGGGUCAAGGUAGAUACAGAAAUCUUUGGGAACACUACUACAAAGAUUGCCAGGCCAUUAUUUUUGUCAUUGAUAGCAAUGACACACUAAGAAUGGUUGUGGCCAAAGAAGAACUUGACACUCUCAUGAAUCAUCCAGAUCUUAAACACCGACGAAUACCAAUUUUGUUCUUUGCAAACAAGAUGGACCUCAGGUUUGCUGUGUCAUCAGUAAAAGUAUCUCAGUUAUUGGCUUUGGAGAACAUCAAAGACAAGCCAUGGCAUAUCUGUGCAAGUGAUGCUCUUAAAGGAGAAGGUUUGCAAGAAGGUGUAGACUGGCUUCAAGAUCAGAUCCAGGCAAUGAAGACAUGAAAAACCAAUGAGUUAUGAAAAUGUCAUAAAGAGAAUUUGUAGAUGUACAUGAUGACCUCUUGAAGAUGAAGACUUUUUAUAGGUCUGUUUUCUUCUGUUGGCUUUUAUAAAAGCCCAAUAAAAAUAAUAAUAAA
Messenger RNA from Podarcis raffonei (Aeolian wall lizard), 982 nucleotides. It is a transcript of the gene ARL6, whose product is annotated as ADP ribosylation factor like GTPase 6. Bases 288 to 848 code for a protein of 186 amino acids. Gene Ontology annotation, biological process: intracellular protein transport; protein localization to cilium; cilium assembly. Gene Ontology annotation, molecular function: GTPase activity; GTP binding. Lineage: Eukaryota; Metazoa; Chordata; Lepidosauria; Squamata; Lacertidae. The record is from RefSeq and is a predicted model, not a curated record. Gene Ontology annotation, cellular component: cytoplasm; axoneme. The transcript has 8 exons.